AACCUUUCCAAUGUCGAGUGAAAACUUUAAAAAUUAAAAUAUGAAAUGGUUGAUGAAUUACUGAACUAAUUAUAUGGUCUGUCAGUCUGUCGGCCAUUGUAAUUUAACUCUAAUUCUUAAGCAUUUACGUCACUUCAAGGCAGUCAAAGAAAAGAUGAUUUCGGAUACUUUAGUUCAACCAUAUUUGCCAUAUCAUAUUAUACAUUCUUUUGUUUACGGGAAAACCAUUCACGAAGGCCUUGGUAAAAGAAUUCACAAAUCCACAUACACAUGUCUAUUCAUCACUUUGUUCCCAUUAAGUCUGUCCAAAAUAUAUAAGCUAGAAUGUAUUAGUGACCAUCAGUUGACCGUCGGAGCAGACGGUGAAGACAAGUUUCAAUUUCACAAUGAUUUCUACACUGGUAAUCGUAACAGGAUUAAUAGCAGCAGUAUUUGCGGACCCAGCCGUGAUUAUAAGCAAUGGCUAUCUAUCGUCACCGUUGACAUCUGCAGCCCUUGUAGCUCCAGGAGCCGCUCCCGUGGUAGGUGUGGGACCAGUGUCACCAUUAGCCCCACUGCCAUCUGUUGCAUCUUUAGCUGUACCAUACGCUACAGUAUCAGAUUACAGAUACGCUUACGGAUCCUCACUGAGCUACCAAGAUUAUGCGCCAGCUGUCAGCUCUGCAUUAACUCUGCCUUACUCUUUGCCGUAUGCCUAUGCCGCCGAUUGGUACUAUAGAAACUAAUAAUAACCAUAAGAAGGACCCCUUUCCAACGUUUUGUUUAAAUCAUUGAAAUGAUAUUUUCACGAUAUAUUUUGUAAUUGGAUUGUUGUUAUGUUUAAACCAAAUAAAUAUUUAUUUAAAUCUC
This is a messenger RNA of Colias croceus (clouded yellow), 849 nucleotides long. RefSeq lists its product as uncharacterized. The record is from RefSeq and is a predicted model, not a curated record. Lineage: Eukaryota; Metazoa; Arthropoda; Insecta; Lepidoptera; Pieridae. The transcript is spliced from 2 exons. Bases 387 to 725 code for a protein of 112 amino acids.